Jaculus jaculus (lesser Egyptian jerboa) is the source of this 1164-nucleotide messenger RNA. RefSeq names its product paraoxonase 3 (gene Pon3). Gene Ontology annotation, cellular component: extracellular region. The record is from RefSeq and is a predicted model, not a curated record. The coding region runs from base 36 to 1100 and encodes 354 amino acids. Lineage: Eukaryota; Metazoa; Chordata; Mammalia; Rodentia; Dipodidae. Gene Ontology annotation, molecular function: arylesterase activity. The transcript has 9 exons.
GCUGCGUACCCAGGGAGUAACAGGCGCCCCACACCAUGGGGAAGCUGGUGGUGCUGACGGUGCUGGGGGCCACUCUGGCCUUAAUCGGGGAGAGGUUGCUGGCUUUCAGUGGAAAAAUUACUUCAUCUCGAGAAGUGGAGUCUGUAGAGCCCCAGACUUGCCACCUUAUUGAGGGACUCGAAAAUGGCUCUGAAGAUAUUGAUAUACUUCCUAGUGGGCUGGCUUUUAUCUCCAGUGGAUUAAAAUAUCCAGGCAUGCCAACAUUUGCCCCAGAUGAGCCAGGAAAAAUCUUCCUGAUGGAUCUGAAUGAGCAGAACCCGAAGGCACAAGUACUUGAGAUCAGUGAUGGAUUUGACAAACAAUCAUUUAACCCACAUGGGAUCAGUACUUUCAUCGACAAAGACCGCACGGUGUAUCUUUAUGUUGUGAAUCAUCCCCACAUGAAGUCCACUGUGGAAAUAUUUAAAUUUGAAGAACAACAACGUUCUCUCAAACACCUAAAAACUCUAAAACAUGAACUUCUCAAGAGUGUGAAUGACAUUGUGGUUGUUGGACCAGAACACUUCUACGCCACCAGAGACCACUAUUUUACCAACUUUUUCCUGUCAUUUCUUGAGAUGAUCUUGGAUCUUCACUGGACUUACGUUCUUUUCUACAGCCCAAGAGAGGUCAAAAUAGUGGCCAAAGGAUUUAGUUCUGCCAAUGGGAUCACAACCUCUCUAGACCAAAAGUACAUCUAUGUAGCUGAUGUCACAGCUAGGAACAUUCGUAUAAUGGAGAGACAUGAUAACUGGAAUUUAACAGAACUGAAGGUGAUGCAAUUGGGCACCUUAGUGGAUAACUUGACAGUUGACCCUGCCACGGGAGAUAUUUUGGCAGGAUGCCAUCCUAAUGGCAUGAAGCUUCUGGUUUAUAACCCUGAGGACCCUCCAGGAUCAGAAGUGCUACGCAUCCAGAAUGUUUUGUCAGAUAAGCCCACAGUGAGCACAGUCUAUGCCAACAAUGGGUCUGUGCUUCAGGGCAGCACUGUGGCGUCUGUGUACCGAGGGAAGAUGCUCAUCGGCACUGUGUUUCACAGGGCUUUGUACUGUGUACUCUAGGCUCAAGAUAUUUCCAAAAGUAAAUGUUUGGCUAAAAUACAAUAAACUUGUAUGAUAAGUGGAA